AUGGGGAAGAUGGUGGCGCCGCGGGACGUCGACGCAGCGAUCGGGUAUUACGAAAAAUCGGCGCGACUGCACGAUGUCGUCGGCAGCACGAAGUACUACGCCAACACCGCGUGGCUGACGGUGGGCGAAUUGUUGGCGCAGAAGUAUGACUAUACCGCCGCGAUUAAUCAUUUCGAAUGGCUGGUCCACCGUAACGCCCCGAAAUUCAACGCGGGCGAUGAGGUCGUCCAUCUGGGGUGGAACGGCGACGUGGGGACAAUGCGGAAAGGUCACUUCCGGGCGGUGCUGUGCUAUUUGUGUCGCGACGGUCCGUCGGCCGCUGAAAGAGCCGUGGACCGGUUCGCGAACCUGUUGCCGACAAACAAAUGGAAGGACUUCGAUGGGGAGUUGGAGAUCCUGCGGCAAGCCAUGGGAUAUGCCGAGAACCGCUUCACCGCGGAGAACAUCGAGCGCACCUUGCAGCAGCCGGCUAUGCGCUCUCCCAGCGGCGGUUAUGGUCCGCGUUUCGGAGGGUACACCGGCAAGGACAGGGAUGCGACAUACGACGCCCUACUGGCUGGUCUCGUUGCCCUCAACAAGCAGCUCCAGGAUAUGCGGGGCGGUAGCACGGCCAAGAAGGAUGACGGAACGGGUAUCGACGGCAGCCGCAAAUUGACACCGUGGACCGAGAUGAUGCUGGUCCGGGCGCUGCGGAUGCUGCGUGACAUGGGGCACGAGGCCAGACGCCACGUCUGACUCAGUACAUCAGACGCGUACACCCAUUUAACUGCAACAGCGGGUGCACUGAAUCUUUCCCUUCUUUUGUUUUGGCAACGUUUAUCUGCAACCGUUAUUGACUGUGGUCGUUGCAUUAAGUUGCACCACCGCAUAGUAUUGUUGAUUUCGUAUAGUCGUACCGCUGACCCAUGCAAA
Messenger RNA from Paramacrobiotus metropolitanus, 912 nucleotides. RefSeq lists its product as uncharacterized. Gene Ontology annotation, molecular function: protein binding. The transcript has a single exon. The record is from RefSeq and is a predicted model, not a curated record. Bases 1 to 735 code for a protein of 244 amino acids. NCBI's taxonomy places the organism in Eukaryota, Metazoa, Tardigrada, Eutardigrada, Parachela, Macrobiotidae.